Molecule: messenger RNA, 2415 nt
Organism: Verticillium nonalfalfae
Lineage: Eukaryota; Fungi; Ascomycota; Sordariomycetes; Glomerellales; Plectosphaerellaceae
Exons: 6
Coding region: 1-2415 (804 amino acids)
Biological process (GO): DNA-templated transcription; positive regulation of transcription by RNA polymerase II
Cellular component (GO): nucleus
Molecular function (GO): DNA-binding transcription factor activity, RNA polymerase II-specific; zinc ion binding; sequence-specific DNA binding
Source: RefSeq, a predicted model, not a curated record
AUGGCGCCAGAGGCUCCCCGAAGACAACAGCCCAAAACAAGGAGAACCGCAAAUGCAUGCGUCGCAUGUCGGCAAAGCAAAAUCAAGUGCUCGGGGGAUGUGCCAUGCAACAACUGCAUACGGCGCUUCACUCGUUGCCACUUUGCGGAGGCUGGCAACAAGGUUGUGGUUUCCGAAAGGCUCCUGCAAGAGUUGAGACAGCAAGCCAGAGGACAUCGAGGUAGCCCGAGUCCUGGCCAUCACGAAGCUGGCGAACGGGCCCAGCCUCGAGGCAGUGUACAAAGAGCUAGGCAAUUGGACGAACCCACAAACUGGAAGGAAAGGCAACGUAACGCGCCAAGGGGGCACCAAGAGGGUCAUCAAUUGGAUCGAGGUUGGGAGCGGCAACGAAAGUCACUGACCAGCGAAAGUUGCAGCUCGCACAGCCAUACCAGUCGCCAGGAUCUUUCUCCAAGAAUCCCGUCUCGCGUAUCAUUCAGUCCAUCUGGAAGCCCCCUUGCGCAUCCGCCACAGUUCACCCCAUUCCAUGCUCAGCGUCAGGUUUUUCCUGCGCUUGCCGCCGAAGGGGGCCCAAGACGUCGUCGCCGUAUCGCAGAAGCCUGUCAGCUAGUCUUCGAUGUUGACGAUGACGACCUUGACUUCACCGAAACUCCGGCUCUCGUCCGAGGGAGGACGCACCCGGAGCGACACCUGCAGGAAACCCCGAAACCUGAACAGGAACAAGAAGUGCCCCCUUCACCACGGCCCUUGGUCUCUGUGCUAGACUCUGCAGGCCUGACAUCCCAACGAUUCAGUUUGCCUUCCAAGAUCAUCAAGAACAAGCAUCCCAACGGGCAAGGCUGGAUCUGGCUGGCACCGUGGUCCACUUGGUCCUUCACAGUCCGGCUGCGGUUUCUAAUGAAGGAAAAGCUGUAUCCGGACUCGGAAGAAGGCAGUGUUGAUGUCUACGAUGGAAAGAUUUAUCCCUUGCAUUGGAAGCCGGCAUCUAGCGACGCGCCAGACAUGACCGGCUUGCCGUCCAUGGACUACGCCAUCUAUCUCUUCAACGCCGUCAAGUUCCAUCUCGGCAGAGCCUAUCGGUUCUUUGAGGAUGCGAGCUUUCUCAGUCGUAUGAAUGAGUUUUACGACGGCGAGGCACGAACCGUGGCAACGCAGCAUCAGUUUUGGUUUGUCCAGUAUCUCCUGAUGCUGGCUUUUGGAAAGGCGUUCGUCUCGCGCUCGAGAGCGAGCAAAGAUCCCCUGGGCGCCUGCUACUUCACUCGCGCCAUGUCCCUGAUGCCUGACCCUGCUGUGUUCCGGAGAGAUAGCAUCCUGGCGAUUGAGCUGACGGCAUUGGCGGGGCUGUACUUUUACGCCAUUGACCAUCGCGAGUCUGCACACGUCUAUCUGGGCCACGCCAUUCGGAUCGCGCAGCUUGAAGGCUUGCACACCCCGCUGCCUGAGAAGGAGCUGGGCGCGCAGAUGGUCAAGCGCUGCCGGAAUCUCUGGUGGACGCUGUACAUCAUGGACAGGCAGUUCUCCACGUCGCUGGGGCUGCCCAUGUCCAUCCAGGACGGCGGCAUCACGACGCACCUGAGUGUCCCCGGCGAGAACUCGCAAGAGGACACGGCCGUGGUCCUCCAGGUCAAGCUCUCACAGCUUCUGUCGCACAUUCUGUCUUACCGACUCAACAGCCCAGAACACGGCGACAAGGACUGGGAGCCAUUUUUGAGCACGACGACAUCGUUGAUCUCGACCGGGAUCAAGUCUGCCGUCAAGACGCUCCAAAUUCUCACAGACGAGGAAUAUCUACUCGGUGCGCCCACACCCCCUGCCUGCCUGUUAACCCUAAGUCUGCUGCUUGUCCUUGUCGAGUCUAACCCGGGAGUCGCAGAGGUCUUUCUCGUCUUCGACCUCGAGUUCGUCUACAGCGCAGCGAUCCACCUGACCAUGGCCGACGCCCUCUUCCCAAGCGUGGCCGAGGACGCCCGCGGGCACAGCCAGGCGGCGCACUCAAUCAUGGACGACAUGAUGGCCAAAGGCAACAAGGUCGCGGCGACGCGCAAGGAGGACCUCACGCAGCUCGAGGAUCUCUGCCGCGAGCUCGCCGCGCGCACGGAUGCACGCGGCCUGCAGAUGCUGACGCUGACGCUGCCGGGUCUCGAUGACUCGAUCGCAGGGUCCCUCUCGUCGGCAGGGUCCACGCUCGAGGCCGUGGCUGGCGUGGAGGAGGACGUGGGCCUGCAGAGGGGACUUGGCGAUAGUGCCAUGGCGGAGGAGACGCCGAUGCUGUGGGCGUCGCUGCCGGCGGCGACGACGAAUCUGGAGUUUAUGGACACUAUUGGGAUAUCGUCGGAGGAGGUGUUUUCGAUUCUGGAUGAGAUUGGCAACAUGGAUGAUCAGGGAGUUGUGUACCACUGGCCCGAUGCGGGGUGA